AUGUCUUGGGAAGAUUUUGAUAUUGCAGAAGAACCUGAUUUUGGAGAGACCACUUCUACAUUAGCAGCCUUAGCACCAGAAACCAAAGAAGAAACAAAAACUGUUAGUAAUAAGGAACUGAAAGAAGCAAAGAAAAAUAAUGUAAAAGUUGUAGAAGAAUAUGUUGAUCCAACUGAAGGAAUGACUGAAGAAGAAAAGUCAUUGGCUUUGAGAAGACAACAAGAAGAGUCAGACAUUAAAGGAGCAGAAAGGUUGUAUCAAGGAGUUGAUGACUUGCAUGAAUUAGACACUAUGUCAGUUAUUACUGAUAAAGAUUUCCAAAAGUAUGGUAAGUUAUUAGGAUUAAAGGGUCAUGCUCUUUAUAAAGAAAAAUCAAAACAAUAUAAAUUACUUGUUAAAGAAUGUAUGAGAGAAUUAACUAAUGAUUUAACAAGUGUUGAAAUUAAAGAAUUAAGUGCUUAUAUGGAAGUACUCUUUAAUCAACAAGUUCAAAUUGAGAAAGAGGCUGAUAAAAAGAAAAAGAAAGGAGGUAAAAAGAAUUUAGCUAAACCUGCUACAACUGGAAAGAAAUAUACUGAAAGAGUAGAAGAUCAACUUGAAGAUGAUUAUUAUGAUGAUGAAGAUGAAGACGAUUAUGAUUUCAUGUAA
Messenger RNA from Entamoeba dispar SAW760, 648 nucleotides. RefSeq names its product eukaryotic translation initiation factor 3 subunit, putative. The coding region runs from base 1 to 648 and encodes 215 amino acids. The transcript has a single exon. NCBI's taxonomy places the organism in Eukaryota, Evosea, Mastigamoebida, Endamoebidae. Gene Ontology annotation, molecular function: translation initiation factor activity. Gene Ontology annotation, cellular component: cytoplasm; eukaryotic translation initiation factor 3 complex. The record is from RefSeq and is a predicted model, not a curated record.